Kwoniella mangroviensis CBS 8507 is the source of this 228-nucleotide messenger RNA. RefSeq lists its product as uncharacterized. The record is from RefSeq and is a predicted model, not a curated record. Lineage: Eukaryota; Fungi; Basidiomycota; Tremellomycetes; Tremellales; Cryptococcaceae. The transcript has 2 exons. The coding region runs from base 1 to 228 and encodes 75 amino acids.
AUGUCUUCUUCUCACCAAACACAGCCUUCGAACGAUGGUCGACCAUCCGAUCGAAACACAUUUGGCAGUAGAUCUGGACUAUUGGACGGAUCUACCGAUACUUUUACACCUGCUUCUCCAAGAGGUCCACCGGAAUCUCCCAACGGGUUGCGAUUCGGUUCCAACCCUGCUUCUUUCCAAGCUGCGGAAUUCCUCAAAUCUCAAUAUGGUGUUGCUAUACCGCCCUAG